GGCCGCUCCCCUCCCCCCGCCGCCGGAGGCGCUUCCCGUCGGGCCGACUCCCGCUCGCUUCCUCCUGCUGCCCGAAGCUCCCGAGAUGAAUUUUUCCGUCUCUGCCGAGAGGAGCCAGACUAUGAUGCAGGAUUACCACAGAAGAAACUCGUGUCUAUAGCUGUUAAGGACUUGAUUACAUCAUUUUCAAGCCUGAUAGUUUUGGAAUCACCAUUAGAGCUUAAGACACAUCUGCCAUCACUUCAGCCACCUGUCUUCAUACCUGGACGAAGUGUUAACGUUUUAACACUCCUUGUCCCGGGGUUAUUUAAGACUUCCCAGAAUUAUAUUUCUCACCAGUGUAGUAGCCAAAUUUAUAAGGAAAAAUGAUUCCCAAUGGAUAUUUAAUGUUUGAAGAUGAAAAUUUCAUUGAGUCUUCUGUUGCCAAAUUAAAUGCCCUGAGGAAAAGUGGGCAGUUUUGUGAUGUUCGUCUUCAGGUCUGUGGCCAUGAGAUGUUAGCACACAGAGCAGUCCUGGCUUGCUGCAGUCCUUAUUUAUUUGAAAUUUUUAAUAAUGACAGUGAUCCUCAUGGAGUUUCUCAUGUUAAAUUCGAUGAUCUCAACCCAGAAGCUGUUGAAGUCCUGUUGAAUUAUGCUUACACUGCUCAGUUGAAAGCUGAUAAGGAAUUAGUAAAAGAUGUUUAUUCUGCAGCAAAAAAACUGAAGAUGGACCGAGUAAAGCAGGUUUGUGGUGAUUAUUUACUAUCUAGGAUGGAUGUUACCAGCUGCAUCUCCUACCGAAAUUUUGCAAGUUGUAUGGGAGACUCCCGUUUGUUGAAUAAGGUUGAUGCUUACAUUCAGGAGCAUUUGUUACAAAUUUCAGAAGAGGAAGAGUUUCUGAAACUUCCACGGCUAAAGUUGGAGGUAAUGCUUGAAGAUAACGUUUGCUUGCCCAGCAAUGGCAAACUGUACACAAAGGUAAUCAACUGGGUGCAGCGCAGCAUCUGGGAGAAUGGAGACAGUCUGGAAGAGCUGAUGGAAGAGGUUCAAACCUUGUACUACUCAGCUGAUCACAAGCUGCUUGAUGGGAAUCUACUAGAUGGACAGGCUGAGGUGUUUGGCAGUGAUGAUGACCACAUUCAGUUUGUGCAGAAAAAGCCACCCCGUGAGAAUGGCCAUAAGCAGAUAAGUAGCAGUUCCACUGGAUCUCUGUCUUCUCCAAAUGCUACAGUACAAAGCCCUAAGCACGAAUGGAAAAUCGUUGCUUCAGAAAAGACAUCAAAUAGUACUUACUUGUGUCUGGCUGUGCUGGAUGGGGUAUUCUGUGUAAUCUUCCUUCAUGGACGGAACAGCCCACAGAGCUCACCAACAAGUACUCCAAGACUAAUUAAGAGUUUAAGCUUUGAGAUGCAACCAGACGAGCUAAUAGAAAAGCCCAUGUCUCCUAUGCAGUACGCACGAUCUGGUCUGGGAACAGCAGAGAUGAAUGGCAGACUCAUAGCUGCAGGUGGCUACAACAGAGAGGAAUGUCUUCGAACAGUUGAGUGUUAUGAUCCACGUACAGAUCAGUGGUCCUUUCUUGCUCCCAUGAGAACACCAAGAGCCCGAUUUCAAAUGGCUGUACUCAUGGGCCAGCUCUAUGUGGUAGGUGGAUCAAAUGGCCACUCAGAUGACCUGAGUUGUGGAGAGACGUAUGAUCCAAACAUAGAUGACUGGACUCCUGUUCCAGAAUUGAGGACUAACCGUUGUAAUGCAGGAGUGUGUGCUCUGAAUGGAAAAUUAUACAUUGUUGGUGGCUCUGAUCCAUAUGGGCAAAAAGGACUGAAAAAUUGUGAUGUAUUUGAUCCUGUAACAAAGUCAUGGACAAGCUGUGCUCCUCUUAACAUUCGUAGACACCAGUCUGCAGUCUGUGAGCUUGGUGGUUAUUUGUACAUAAUCGGAGGUGCAGAGUCUUGGAAUUGUCUGAACACAGUAGAACGUUACAAUCCUGAAAAUAACACCUGGACUUUAAUUGCACCCAUGAAUGUGGCCAGGCGAGGAGCUGGAGUAGCUGUUCUUGACGGAAAACUGUUUGUAGGUGGUGGUUUUGAUGGUUCUCGUGCCAUCAGUUGUGUGGAGAUGUAUGAUCCAACUAGAAAUGAAUGGAAGAUGAUGGGAAACAUGACUUCACCAAGGAGCAAUGCUGGGAUUGCAACUGUAGGGAACACCAUCUAUGCAGUGGGAGGAUUUGAUGGCAAUGAGUUUCUGAAUACAGUGGAAGUUUAUAACCUCGAGUCAAAUGAGUGGAGCCCCUAUACGAAGAUGUUCCAAUUUUAACAAAUUUAAGACCCUUUCAAACUAACAGGCUUAGUGAUGUAAUUGUGUUUAGUAAAGGUACAUUUGUGAAUAAGGUGGGUGGGUGGGGUGGGUAUAGAUGUUGCUAAUGGCAACACAAAGCUUUUGCAUAUUGCAUAUUAUUAAACAUGCUGUACAUACUUUUUGUGUCUAUUUGGAAAGGAAUGCAAAGAUGAAGGUCUGUUUUGUGUAUUUUUAGAACUUCUUUGGUUUCUUUACUUUCUGGAAGUUGAUAUUGUAAAAGAAUAAACCAAGAAUUGAUUGGGCACAUCAUUUCAAGAAGUCCCCUCCUCUACAUUUGUUUUGCUGAUUUGCACAUUAAAUGACUCUUCCCUUGAAUAUGUGUUAUGGGGCAAGAGGGGGUAGGGUUUUAAGAUGUAGGCAGUUGGGAUUUUUAAGGGCCCUUUUUCAAUAACUGGAACAAUCUAACAAAAAAGACUUAUUUAACUAGAUAAUGACUAUUUUUGUUUUUAUUAAAAGAAAGUUGACAUGCCUACCAAUGUUUAAUCUUUUAUGAUUGCCUUUUUAUAACUUUUUAUAUUCUAGGCAUAAUGUUUUUUACCUGUUGAAGGAAAAUGGCAGGUCCGAAAUACCGAAGCAUAGUGGAAGUCUUAAGUAUGCAAAGUGGGGUGCAUCUUUUAAACACCUAGAAUGCACACUUCUCAGCUUUUUCCUUGGCUACAAUUUUUUUUUUUUUUUUUUUUUUUGAGAUUUCAGUGUGUUUAUUUGGAUAGAGUUGCUGAACAGUAACAUAGCUAUAUGAUUUUUGGUAUUUGAAACACUUGAUUUUAAAUAUUUGGCUUGUUGAGGAUGUAUCUUGUAUAGCAAAACAUACAACAGUAAAGAACAGUGAGAUAUUUUAUCUUCUAAAUUCUGUUUUUAUUUUUCAUUAACAAAACAACUCUAAAUGGCAGCCCUCGGUUGUGAAAAAAAUUACUUAGUGGGUUUGUGAAUGCAACCUAUAUCAGAACUGUGUUUUGUUCAGUUUUUCUAUUCAGCUGGAUAAACAUUGGUUGGGAUGACUCGGUGUCUACUGUGUAAUGCUGCACGUCUAACUUACAGUGCCCAGAUUAGCACGUCCUGAUGCUUGCUGCUGACGCAGACACUAAUAUUAAAGGUACUUUGCAGAAGACCCUUGCACCAUGGGAUUAACAUCCAAA
Loxodonta africana (African savanna elephant) is the source of this 3472-nucleotide messenger RNA. It is a transcript of the gene IVNS1ABP, whose product is annotated as influenza virus NS1A binding protein. Lineage: Eukaryota; Metazoa; Chordata; Mammalia; Proboscidea; Elephantidae. The transcript has 15 exons. Gene Ontology annotation, molecular function: protein binding. The record is from RefSeq and is a predicted model, not a curated record. Bases 366 to 2294 code for a protein of 642 amino acids.